Molecule: messenger RNA, 632 nt
Organism: Radiomyces spectabilis
Lineage: Eukaryota; Fungi; Mucoromycota; Mucoromycetes; Mucorales; Radiomycetaceae
Exons: 2
Coding region: 170-445 (91 amino acids)
Source: RefSeq, a predicted model, not a curated record
AAGUCCUGUCGCAGCCGAAAAUUUUAGAGGCUUAUCGUCGUGACAGCGGAUCAUCACUGGCGAAAAAAAAAGCCAAUUCCGGCUCAAGAAAGGGGACGUCGCCUGAUCGCCGCACCAAGCGAAAAAAUAAAAUAAAAACGAUCUCUUUCUAUAAUCUCCACAAUUCAUCAUGGCACAAGGUGGUUUGAAGAAAGCUGCAGCUCCUCAGAAGAAAAAGACCAAUCACAAGCAAGUCAAGAUGAAGAAGGGAGCAAGAACUAUUGCUCCCAAGCAAGCGGUGCUUGUGAAACAGAGAACCAUUCAAAAGAAAUUGACGGCACAAAUCAACAAAAACAUUGAGCGACAAAUGUCGGUGAAAGCCAACGCCGUGGGCAAACUCACCAUUAUGAAGAAAUUGGCCGACGAGGCCGCAGCCGAAGACAGCAAGAAGAAAAAGAAGAAAUAAUCCAACUCCUCACAUCGUCCUCGCUACCAUCACUAUUUCAUCCUUCCCUUUGAUCACCCUGCCAAAACAACCAUCAUUUAUUCCGAUUUCACAAAAUUCAUUCCAAGCCUUUUUGGUUUCCAUGUUACUUUCAAAAAAAACCAUUCCAUCUUUGUGCACCUGUCGGGCAUUUCUUUUUUUUUUUUUU